AGGAAAAGGUAACCGGGGAGAGACCCGCCUAGUCCCUGCUGUGCCCAGGUGGCACCGGGACAAAGUCCCAGGUGUGCCUGCAUUUUAUGGCCCUGUUUACACCUGGCAUCCGUCCCAGGCUCGCCUGAAGGUCCAAAGGUCCCAGCUUUUCAGGCGGCUGUGGAGCUCUUCUCCGGCUGGUGGGGCUGCUUGUGAUCCCGGAUUCAGACUUCCCUUGGGAUCUGGUUCCCGUCCUACCUGUUGGCUUCUCCUCCCUCCCUCUCGGGCUCCAUUUUGUCCGGUGCUUUACGGACGGUCCAGGUUAAGUAGUCCAGGGGGGUUUUUUUGCUGGCCCGGCUAAUUUUCCCGUCGUAAAGAUCCACCGGCCAUUCAAAGGGCGAGGAGAUCCGGCCGAGAGGCGACCCAGGAGAGCAGCCGAUCCAGCUCCCAACGGGGAUCCUUGAUCCCUCCGUCCAGAAGAGGACCCCAUAGAGAGCGAGACAGCCUCUCCUUUGGCUCAUCCUGUUUCGCCUUUCACGCAGCAACCCCCGAGAUUGGCGCUGUGCGACUUGUCCGGAAAUGGCUGGAAGCCUCCGAGGGCCUGAUCCGAGGAUCGUCCUGGUGGGCAGGACCAGAAGUGGGAAAAGCGCGACGGGAAACACCAUCCUGGGAAGCAACGUCUUUGAGUCUAGGUGGUGUUAUAGGUCACCAACAAAGACUUGCCAAAGGAAGGAGAGCCUGUGGAAUGGCCGGAAGGUGGUGGUGGUGGAUACGCCGGGCUUUUUCGACCCUGGGGUUCCAGAGUCCCAAACUGUGACGGAGCUCGUGAAGUCUAUGAAGUUUUGCACCCCGGGUCCCCACGCUAUUCUGUGCGUCCUGCGUCCUGGCUGUUGGACGCAGGAGGAGAAGGAGAGGCUUCAGCUGGUCAAAGAGGUGUUCGGUCGCAAAGGCAAGAAUUACCUGAUCCUGUUGUUCACCCACAAGGAGGACCUGCAAGGGGAGACGCUGGAGGAAUUCAUAGCCCAGAGAGACGUCGCGCUUCGGGAACUGGUGGCCUACUGUGGGCACCGCUGCCUGGCCUUCAACAACAAGGCCGAAGGAGAAGAACGGGAGGCUCAGGUGGCCGAACUGAUGCGGAUGAUCGAUCAGCUCGUGUACAAGAACGGGGAUGCGACUUGCUACCUGGAGGUCUUGCUGAGGGCGGACAUAAAGCACUUCAAAGAAACGCGUGGCCUCUCCUCGUGUUCUCUCCUCUAACGGACGCCGAAAAGCUUCUCUCGUCGAUCCGAAGGCCACAACCCUGCAUUUCCCCCCCUUUUAAGUUGUAAUCCAGCCCUCGGCAGGAGAAUCAAUCAAGCUAUUUUCCAAAGCGCCCGAAGGCACGACAAGAAGCAACGGGUGGAAACCAAGCAAGGAGAGAAGCAACCUAGAACUAAGGAGAAACUUCCUGACCGCGAGAACGAUUAACCAGUGGAAC
Messenger RNA from Crotalus tigris (Tiger rattlesnake), 1456 nucleotides. RefSeq names its product GTPase IMAP family member 9-like. The coding region runs from base 559 to 1236 and encodes 225 amino acids. Gene Ontology annotation, molecular function: GTP binding. The transcript is spliced from 3 exons. The record is from RefSeq and is a predicted model, not a curated record. NCBI's taxonomy places the organism in Eukaryota, Metazoa, Chordata, Lepidosauria, Squamata, Viperidae.